Gilbertella persicaria is the source of this 906-nucleotide messenger RNA. Its product is annotated as protein-tyrosine phosphatase-like protein. Bases 1 to 906 code for a protein of 301 amino acids. The record is from RefSeq and is a predicted model, not a curated record. Gene Ontology annotation, biological process: protein dephosphorylation. The transcript has a single exon. Lineage: Eukaryota; Fungi; Mucoromycota; Mucoromycetes; Mucorales; Choanephoraceae. Gene Ontology annotation, molecular function: protein tyrosine phosphatase activity.
AUGACCAAUAAAAGAGUACUCGAGUCAUUAGUAAGAGAACCAGCUAAAUUUCAGAGUUAUGUACGCCAGCGAUUUGCUCAAAUCAACCGUCUGGAAGAAGAACGAUACAAGUUUCCUCAAUAUCAACAUAAAGAAGCACGCAAACAUGAUAAACUUAACCGUUAUUCUGAUAUUGUACCUUAUGAUGGCAAUUGUAUUAAACUAAAAGAUACCAGGCUUGGUUCUGGUCAUGAUGGCUACAUCAAUGCCAGUUGGAUCAUAGCACCUCAUGAUAUUCCUCGCGUCUAUAUUGCGACACAAGGCCCUACACCCAAUACAUUGAUUGAUUUCUGGCGUUUGGUGCUUGAGCAACACGUCCCUGUGAUUGUGUGUCUGACAGCUCAAAUGGAUGGUAAAAUAGAGAAAUGCGCUCGUUAUUGGCCUGUUGGAGACCAAGUACUUGAAUUCAUACAGCAGGAUGUGACAGUCAAAGUAAGCAACAUCAAACAAGAAAGACAAGAUGCAGAAGCAGACUGUAUCUUGAGAACUAUUUCUGUUGGUUUUUAUCGUCAUGAUGAAUUGAUACAAGAAGCAAGAGUCACUCAGUUGCAGUUCUUGGGUUGGCCAGAUCAUGGUGUUCCCAACCAGACAGCCAAAGUAAUUGGGCUCGUUCGACUGACGCGACAAUUACAGGAAACAAAUAAACCAGUGCUUGUGCAUUGUAGUGCAGGAUGUGGAAGAACAGGUACAUUUUGUGUGAUUGAUACAGCUGAAGUCUUGCUGCGUACACACCCUGAUUUCUCAUUGGAUCCUGUCUUUUUCUUGACAGACGAGUUUCGUAAACAACGCACGACCAUGGUACAAGCAGAAGCACAGUAUAGUUUUUGUUAUAAAGCUUUAUUAGAUUUUAUAGAAGAAGAGAAAUAA